Messenger RNA from Diaporthe batatas, 960 nucleotides. RefSeq lists its product as uncharacterized. The coding region runs from base 30 to 758 and encodes 242 amino acids. The record is from RefSeq and is a predicted model, not a curated record. The transcript has a single exon. Lineage: Eukaryota; Fungi; Ascomycota; Sordariomycetes; Diaporthales; Diaporthaceae.
CGCCUUCAUAAUCAGUCCGUGAGACCGAAAUGAUCAUAAAUAUCACUACCUUCCACGAUGAACUGCCUGAUCUGUUGAGGGUGGUCUGCCAAGAACCAACCAUCACCAGGGAAAGAUCACUACCACCAUCCAAAAUGACGAUUGACAGCACCACGGGAAAGGUCUUGUCCCCGGCCGCACUGGUCCACGUAGUCCUCCAGACGUCACAAUACGAACCCAUGGUCGCAUUCUACAAGGAAUUCCUAGGGGCACAUGCGACUUACGAGAACGAGUACCUCGCGUUCCUGACAUACGACGAGGAACACCACCGGGUGGCUAUAGCCCACCUGCCCACAGCCAAACCAAAGGACCCGACGGCGGCCGGUUUGGCCCACAUGGCCUUCGCGUUCAAAACCUUCAACGACCUCUUGCUAGCCUACCGUCAGCGGAAGGCCCGGGGCAUCUUGCCCAUCUGGUCCAUCAACCACGGGCCUACGACCAGCAUUUACUACCAGGACCCGGACGGCAACCAGAUCGAGACCCAGGUGGACAAUUUCGAUACGGUUGAGGACGCGAACGCGUUUAUGAAUUCGCCCGAGUUUGCGGAGAACCCGAUCGGCGUCGACUUUGACCCUGAGGAUCUCAUCAAGAGGGUAGAAAAUGGCGAGGAUGUGGCGAGCCUGAGGAAGAGACCCAGCAUCGGGCCUCGGGGGGUGGAAAGCAUACCUGUGCCACCGAGGCCGGACGUUCGGAAGAGCUACGAUAUUAUCCAGACCUGAAGGACCUGACAACUAAAGUGGAAGAGUUGAUGUUCUGGGGCAUUGUUUGUCAGGAAGUCUAUGGAGCCAUUUGCACAAAGUCGUCAGACAUGUGUGAAAUGCAUGGGUCAUUUGCGUCCGAGCUAGAAUGCCACGAGACAACACAAGUCAGAUAAAUUCCACAACUUUCAUAGCGCCAAAAUGAGAAUAGGCACCUCGGAGC